GAUUGGGCUGAGUUCCGGUUUUGUGUUUAGUUUAACUCGACCUAGCCGCCAUCACACUCCUUUACCGAGGUAUUCCCGGCGACGAGUUCCGUCCAACCUUACAACGACCUGCCGCCCCUCCUCCACCAACUCACUUAAACGCCACCGGCUGUCCUCAAGCCAGCUGUAUAGUUCGGACUUCAGCAAGAUCUGUUCUUAGUUCCCCUCUGUUUCUUCUUUUCCCAUCAAUUUCGGUGGUUUAAGGUAAGAGUUCUGUUCGCUUGUCGAUUGGAGGAAAUUUCAGGUUGACAUUCGAACUUUUGAGUUUUUUUUUUCUUUUUAAAUAUUGGGGUUUGAAUUUCUUGAUUAGACUUACAUCGCCAAUGGACGGUGAGGAGGAGGUGCCGGCUUACCAGCCCGACGACGGAUUCGAACAAGAUACAAGAGAGCCACUUCUUGAUCUUACCGGUGCUCGCUCUAGUUCUAAAGAGCUUUGGCUUAUCCAAUGGCCGCCCCACGACCUUCCUGAUAUCCACGGCAAGGAAGUAUGCAUUACAUUCGAUCGCAAUGUUAGCUCGGGAAGCUUCGAGGAUCUAUCAGGGAAAAAGUAUGAUAUAGUCGGCACCGAUGUAGAGCGAGAUGCGGCAGUCUUCAUGUCCUCUGUUUCAGAAACUGAGAUUGUUGGGAAUAUUUCUCACCGAGUAUCCCUGGUGCACUUUCCUGACCCAAAGGAAAUCGAGCAGAGAGUUGCUGAGAAGAAGUCAAAAAUGCUGUAUCAGAUGACAUCGUCAAAGAACAAUUCUUCGCACCAUUCUUCAGGUGUUACUGGAAGUAGUAGGCUGAAGAACUCAACUUCAUCAAGGGGACCUGCAGCCUCAACUCAUACGAGCAGGGAAGGGCCUAGCGCUUCUAAGAGAAGGCACGUUCAGAAGAGCCCUGGAUCUAAAGGUGGACCUUCUCUCGACUCCAAAUGCCGUCAGAGUUCGUCCAACUACAUUUCUGGGACAUCAGAACGUUGAAGCUAAAUCAUUGGCAGGUAAGAGAGUGGAGUUUAGGGUUUUGAGCUACUGUUUGCUUGAUGCAAAAAUCUUGUGCAUUUCCGAAUCAUGAAGAGAAGUGAUGAGCAUUUUGUUUGUUAUUGGUGUUUACGUUAGUUAAGUGAUUUAGAAAGCUAGAUCUUUUAUGGGUGGAUGAUGAUCCUCUUUUGGAAGUGGUGAAUGCAUUGUUCUUCCCGUACUUGGAUAAUUUGUGAUCUGAAGCUACUUGAACAAACUCAUGCACAAAAUGAAACCAGGAUUCAAACACAAAGAAUAUACGACCUGCAAUGCA
Messenger RNA from Linum trigynum, 1308 nucleotides. The record is from the annotation of a GenBank genome assembly. NCBI's taxonomy places the organism in Eukaryota, Viridiplantae, Streptophyta, Magnoliopsida, Malpighiales, Linaceae.